This is a messenger RNA of Cyclocybe aegerita, 750 nucleotides long. The record is from the annotation of a GenBank genome assembly. Lineage: Eukaryota; Fungi; Basidiomycota; Agaricomycetes; Agaricales; Hemipholiotaceae.
AUGAUCAAGGAGUUCACUACCGCCUCGAUCAACUUCCAGAAGAUCUGCCACCUUCGCCUCAACCUUCUCUCAUGGCAACCCAACAACACCGAAUUUGCCGCCUUCCACGUCAUUGAAGCCUUCAACCUCGCCAUUGCACAAGGAAUUGUGCGCAAGCUCACCAAUGACUACGAUGACCAAACUGUCGUCAACUACAUUGACGGAUAUCUUGGUACAACAUACCAAGCACUCUGCCCCGUUCCCAACUGGAACCCACCUGCUGCCGACUCACUUCCACCACCACCGCCAACAACCACAAUGACUAUGAUGACGACCUCGUCAACCAUGGACAACAUUGCUGCUGCCUUCUCACCAUUGACCUCGUCUUCCACACUUUUGUCGACCGCCACCGCCACCACCUCCAUGUCGACUGCAACACCCUCGACGUCAUCGACUGUCACCCCAGCCAACACCCCCACGACACGCCCUCUUCCUGCAUACCUCUCCAUCACGGCUUGUGCCUGGCGUCUUCAACUCACCGCCCAACAUAAGGACAUCUGCCACACUUGUGGUGAUGAAUCCUUCUAUCACUGGUCGUGUGACUGUGCGCAGUACAUCUGCCAGUCCUGCAACACCGCCACACCUGGACACACCACCCCUUGGUGCCCUCGAUGCGACAAUGACUUUGAUGACAGUCUUGACCACGAGCUUGAUUGGGAUGACGGAAUUUACGACCUUGUCAAUGAAGGCAAUGGUUAUGGCGAUUAUUAG